GGAUUCCACAUCAUCCUUGUUGAACCUGUUGAAGGAGAGUUCAUAAACACUGGUCAAGACAGUGUUGAGUUGAACUUUUGCUCAGCAAAACAGAAAAUGGGGCUUGAUUUUAUAGGAAAUCCUUAUGAGCAAGAUGAAUUAGGUGAUAGUGAUUUUGAGAUAAAUGGAGAAGAUGAUUGGGUUACACUUCCUAAUGAUAUGGUGAUUCUGGAAAACAGAGACGCGGUCGAUAACCUCCUGAACACGACCUUCGAUAUGGCGGAAACGUCCGACGACGACACGUGGCCGGACGAGUUCGACGACCACGAGGACGUCGACGACGACGACUACAAUCCCGACGACGAAGACUACGAGGCGGAUCAGGAGGUGGAGGACGUCGCCGUCAAUUUCUUCUUCGACGACACGGACUUCGAUGAGGAUGAAGAUGACGACGACGACUAUGUCACGCUUGCUGUGAGUCAUUCGGCCAGUAGCACACCGUCAGCAACCAUCAAGACAACACCAACAGAAACGAAUACAAACAGUCCGGACAACGCUGAUACCGACUGA
This is a messenger RNA of Phaedon cochleariae (mustard beetle), 549 nucleotides long. The record is from the annotation of a GenBank genome assembly. NCBI's taxonomy places the organism in Eukaryota, Metazoa, Arthropoda, Insecta, Coleoptera, Chrysomelidae.